UCACAUAUCGGUCCGCUCGCUCAGUCAUCGCUGCCGCUGCUGCUGAGAGAAGUGAGGCAAAUAACGUGAACUUCAGUCGUUAUUUUGUGUUUCAAAACGUUAUGGGAUUAUGUCCAACCUUUUAUAUCAUCAUGGCCUAUAGAACAAAAAAAGAUGUUUUGAAGUCUUCGGAAACAUCUUGGACCGCCGCUGCAGAGAGCGUGGACCCGAGCUCACUGAUGUGAGGUGUAGAUCUUCUCUGAGUGUGCUCAGUCCACUCUUGAGCCUCAGGAUGAGUGGGUCCGGGGAGCAGACUGAUAUCUUGGCUGUCGGGAGCAUGGUCCGGGAGCGAUGGAGAGUGUUGAAGAAAAUUGGUGGGGGUGGUUUUGGUGAGAUCUAUGAAGUCCUGGACCAGGUGAGCCAAGUCAAUGUGGCUCUGAAAGUGGAGUCUGCCCAGCAACCCAAACAGGUCCUUAAGAUGGAAGUAGCAGUUUUGAAAAGACUUCAGGGUAAAGACCAUGUUUGUCGUUUUGUUGGCUGUGGACGCAAUGACCGCUUCAACUAUGUGGUUAUGGAGCUUCAGGGAAGGAACUUGGCAGACCUUCGACGCAACAUGAGCCGCGGCACCUUCAGCUUCUCCACCACACUCAGGCUGGGCCGACAAAUCUUAGAAGCCAUCGAAAGCAUCCACUCUGUGGGCUUCCUGCACAGAGACAUAAAACCCUCUAACUUCGCAAUGGGUCGACUUGCCAGUACGUGCCGAACCUGUUAUAUGCUUGAUUUUGGGUUAGCACGCCAAUUUACAAACUCAUGUCAAGAAGUCCGUCCGCCACGUCCAGUGGCAGGAUUCAGAGGAACCGUCCGUUAUGCUUCAGUUAAUGCUCACAAGAAUAGGGAAAUGGGUCGACAUGAUGACCUGUGGUCUUUAUUUUAUAUGCUUGUGGAGUUCAUGGUGGGUCAGCUACCCUGGAGAAAAAUCAAAGAUAAAGAACAGGUCGGAAAUAUGAAGGAGACGUACAACCAUCGCCUCAUGCUCAAACAACUCCCAGAUGAGUUUAGCGUUUUUCUCGACCAUAUCUCCAACCUGGACUACUUCACUAAACCCGAUUAUCAGCUCCUGAUGUCAGUCUUUGACAACAGCAUGAAGAGCUACAAUGUGGUGGAAAAUGAUCCGUAUGACUGGGAAAGGACAGAUUCAGAGGACACACUUAAUGUUGGAACCCUGGCAACCACAGCCCAGCAGUUGACCCGCCUCACACCGGCAUAUUUGGGCAUGGCCAAUGCCUCCGUGAUCCCGGGCGAUCUGCAGCGUGAGAACACAGAGGACGUCCUUCAGGGUGAGCGCCUCAGUGAGGCUGAUAAUUGCGCCCCCAUCCCAAUGCAGCCUGCACAGGGAGCAGAUGUCUGGGAGGAUAUGGAGCACAGCCGCGACCGAAACCUCAACCACGUUCAGCCUCUAAUCAGAAAGGUGGCUAGUGAAGAGGAGCGAAGCAAAGAGGGCAACCAGAGCCCCAACAGUGGCUCCAUCCAGGGCUCUCCUAGACGUGUGCGCUCAGAGACCUUGCUCAUCGACCGUGUUGCUCCUCUAUUGAGAAGGAUGCGCCAUAGUCAGAGCAUGGGGCUAGACAAAAGAUUGACCCCUGAACCCAAACCCACACUUGAACGCUUCCUUGAGGCCUAUUUAGGGAAGCAUCGUCCGGGUCUGCCCCAAGACAGGUCUGUCUGUCGGGUCGAGCAGGGCUCGUUGGAGGACGAGGAGUGUGCGGCCAGCAGCGGUUACGUUGCCGUCAACCUCAGCCCCGUCCCACAAGAGGGUGACUCACAGGAGUGGGUCCUAGUAGAGCUUGAGGGCGGUAGCGGUUCAGCAGGAUCUAAACCGGAUGAGGAGGAACGCUCAGGGAUCUCACCACGCUCCUCCAGCCCCCUCGCCCUCCCUCGCACCUGGUCUGACCCCUUGCCUCAGCGCGCUAGCAGUCUGACUGGUUCAGCAGAAUUCCACACAGGCAUCUGCCACACUGGUCCUCCAUUCGCCAGACUACCAGGCUUGCCUGGAGUGAUAGGCCUGUCUAGAUUAAGAAGACUGCCCACAGUACAGCCUGCGUCAGUGGUCCUAAGCAGGACUCAUCUUGAGCAGUCAUCCAAUGCAGUGCUACAGCAGAAGACAGGAGACGACUCUCAGCUUGGCAAUCCAUCAGGCCCUGCAGAAAAAGAGCACAACUACGUGCCAGCUAUUUCACCCUCUAAAAGCCCUACCAAGCCAGAUGAAAACAUUAUCUCUGUCAAGGCCUCUGACAAGGAUGUGGAGAGCGACUUGGGCUGUCCUGACGUUGGGCCUUCUUCAACCCCCAACCAGGGUGAGACCACUGGACACAGUGUUGAUGCAGCUCCGGCAUCACCUCGUGAACUCUCACCCCGAGCCAGUCGCAUCCCCAUCCGUGACCCGGACUCUCCAACCCGUAGGGGUUUUCCAGCUCCACUUUCUCCGUCUCUGUCACUGUCAUGUGAGCACUUCCCCUUAGCGCUGCUGCGCGACAAGUUCAUUUUCCCCACUGGUUCUCGAGGGUCCGACUGGCAGGUGGAGGAGCCACUCUCUCUGUCUUCCUCCUCAGGACCUGUGUCGAGCAAGAGUAAAAUACCAAGACCCAUGAGCCCCACUCUAGUGCCGGAUCAGCUGUCUGCACGAUUUAUUCCACGGCCGCCACCAGGAAAACCACCCCUUCGCACAGGUGGCGAGAACAGACGUAGACGCUACCGCAUUCGUGCUAGCAGCACCGGUGACACGGACCUCUUGGACAACCUCUCUCAGCUCAUGCAGGAGCGAGGAGGACUGGCCGUCAGCACCUCACGUUACCAACGCACCACCGCCUCCUCUCUGCAGCGCUCGUUAAGCUCCUCGCCUUCCCGUUUUGAGGGGGGUCACAGCCAGUCACCAAAUAGCUGCUCGGCCUCCCCGCCUCCUCGAAUCAGUGACGUAACAGUAAAUCGUGGGUCAGGGUUCUGCUCCAGAGUCAGAGCCGGAAGUCCUGAGAGCAAAACCACUACCAAAAUGAGCAAAUAAAGAGAAAAGCUUGUAACCGAUGGCGUGAGUUGUCAGUAAUUUGACAACUGGUUUCAAAAGUAGUUUUUGAUGAACUGUAGCGUUUUUGCAAGUGGUGUUUUGAUAAGUAGAGCGAUAAAGGACCAGGUAUUUGCCGGUUGGUUGUGAUUACUUGAAAGCAUCAUGUUUAGGACAUUUUUGAAAAACGUGAAAUAUUAACAUGCUAAAUGUUCCAGUGACGCUGUGUAACUUUCUUCUAAACAAAUUGCCCAUUGCAAUCAAAUGUUUUUAAUUUUUUUUAAUAUUCUAUAUAGUUUGUGCCAUAUAUUCUUUUUCUUCUUGCUAUGUAAAUUAUCUGCUUACUUUUUCAUGUUUUUUGCACUUUCUGGUUUACAUACCUUACAUAUGUCAGAUUUUGAACAUUAACUAUCAGUGAGAACAUUUGAAAUCUGAAAACAAUGUGGCUGCACUUAGUAAAUCAUUGUAUUCUGUCAAACAGAUGUAUGUUUUUUAGACACUCCAGAUACUCUAGCCUUACAUUUUCUAUAAUUUUUCUGUUUUUCAAUCAUUGGUCAAAGCGUUUAUGGUUAAAUGCUCAUUCAACAGAUAGCUAUCUAUACAGUGUAUUAUCAGUCAUGUAUAGGUACAUCUGGUACAAGCAAGCAUGUGUAUAUAUGUAUUUCAGGGAAUGUAUGUACUGUAAACUGUAUCAUCUAUAGAAUGUAUUUAUUUAUUUAUUGGAUGUGGUUACGUACCUGAUGAUGUAGCUUUAUUACUUGCUACUGAGUGAAUUCGCCAUCACAUUAAGGGUCAGCAACCUUGCAAUUGCCAAGUAUAAUCUCUUCCAUGCCUGCAAUAUCAUACUAACAAUCCCUGUAAAUAGUCAUAACGUCAGUAAGAAACGUACCGAUAUAUUGCAGUGAAACACUAUGGACCCUUAAAUGAACUUGAUUCAAACACUAUAGUCCCAUUACCAUAUUACUUGAAUACAUCAGCAAGAUGUCUGCUUGAUGAGUUGGCUGCUUAUGCUAAGACACUUCUGCGGUUUUUGGGAUUGAAUUCUCCACCAUGGCAUUUAUUGACAGUUGUCUGAGGAGUGCGAGACCCGUGUGAUGUACAAAGAAAGGGAUUGUAGCUACCGAGUCAUUACCACGACUUCAUUGUGUGCUGUGCAGCUAGAAUAGUUGUUUUGUUCUGGAUCCUCUAUUUUGUCCUCUGGAAGUACUUUUACUUUAAAAGCAUCAGUAUAGGCCCACAACUGUUGGUACAGCGGAUGGUUUAUCUUAAGAACUGUACAUAACCUGAACUGUAUAUAGAUAUAAAUAUAUUAAGAAAAAGAAAUUCCACCUCAUGCUUCAUGUACUGUAUUUUGCUAACAAACAAUUCAAUAAUUCAAAAAACAAAGUUACCAUGUUGGAAUGUAUAUGUAUUCACAUCAAUGGAAUAAAUAAGUACUCUUAA
Messenger RNA from Sinocyclocheilus rhinocerous, 4477 nucleotides. RefSeq names its product tau-tubulin kinase 2-like. Gene Ontology annotation, molecular function: ATP binding; protein kinase activity. The coding region runs from base 272 to 3037 and encodes 921 amino acids. The transcript is spliced from 15 exons. NCBI's taxonomy places the organism in Eukaryota, Metazoa, Chordata, Actinopteri, Cypriniformes, Cyprinidae. The record is from RefSeq and is a predicted model, not a curated record. Gene Ontology annotation, biological process: protein phosphorylation.